AUGCUCGCCUCAGCUGCAAAAAUAGCGAAGAAGAAGAAGAAGAAGAAGAAGAAGAAGAAGAAGAAGAAGAAGAAAGAAGAAGAAGAAGAAGAAGAAGAAGAAGAAGAAGAAGAAGAAGAAGAAGAAGAAGAAGAAGAAGAAGAAGAAGAAGAAGAAGAAGAAAAGAAGAAGAAGAAAAGAAGAAGAAGAAGAAGAAGAAGUAGCGAACUGCGAUCUGCUUCGUGCGGUUUACGAACCAGGCUUGUUCGCGAUCUUGAUCGCGCUCUGAUUGUCGCAGAGUAA
This is a messenger RNA of Closterium sp. Yama58-4, 282 nucleotides long. The record is from the annotation of a GenBank genome assembly. NCBI's taxonomy places the organism in Eukaryota, Viridiplantae, Streptophyta, Zygnematophyceae, Desmidiales, Closteriaceae.